AUGCAUACAUUACACAUGUUGACUGAACAAAUCUCAGCCGCUAACGGUGUAAUCGUGAGUCGAUCAGCCGGUUUCUCACUCGCUUUGGGCAUCCCAUUCUUCCGUUUUUCUCCUCCUCUCCCAUCGGAUAUUCAAUUGGAUGCAAGAGAUGAUGAAAUUCUGAUUGAAAUGCUCUGGAUUGCGAGGAACUACAUCUACACCCAUCCGGACAUCAAAAAGAUUUGCGAGUACCUGAAGCAA
Messenger RNA from Mesorhabditis belari, 240 nucleotides. The record is from the annotation of a GenBank genome assembly. Lineage: Eukaryota; Metazoa; Nematoda; Chromadorea; Rhabditida; Rhabditidae.